Bemisia tabaci is the source of this 8606-nucleotide messenger RNA. RefSeq lists its product as uncharacterized. The record is from RefSeq and is a predicted model, not a curated record. NCBI's taxonomy places the organism in Eukaryota, Metazoa, Arthropoda, Insecta, Hemiptera, Aleyrodidae.
CACCCUGAUAGGCAUGUAAACAAAAAAUUCGGUUAGAAAUUUGAAUUCUGAUUCCCGUCUUGUCGUUUGUAACGAUUUUACCAAAACGUUCCUCUUUGCUCUUUCUCUACUGCUCAUUUUCUACAUUUUUUAUCUCAAUGUUACUUGCUAAGAAUCAGUACUAACUGUGAAGGUUAGUUUUUUUUUUUCCCCCCUAGUGAUUUCAAUAUCAGCAGCAGUAAUUUCUCUGAAGCAACAGCUCUACUGAAACAUGGCUGAUCCUUCAUUCAGUCCGAAUACACAUGGGCGAACAUCCUUGCCCAAUCCUGGAAAAUCGACCAGAACAUCGCUGUCGAUACUGAAGCCGUUGAAGGCUCGUUGUCCUCUUCAAGAUCUGGAUCAGUUGUUGAAUACGGAAGAGGACACUACAACUUCGACCUUUACUGCAAUGCGCCGGCGAAGAGUCAGUUUUGCAGGUGUUAAUCAAGUGAAAGAAUUUCACACUGCUGCUGAGUCUUUGACCGUCCACCACACCCCAGCUUAUGAUGAGCCUUUUACAACCACGAUGUCUUCAGAUUCCUCAGGCCAUCAUCAUUUGACGGACUCCAAAAUCUCAGACAACACUUGCCUUGAGCAGACAUCUCGCCUCAGUUCAGGGCCUAUUGUCACAAGUGCCCUGGAUGCAGUCCUAGACCUAACUGUAAAAUCUACCAAUGUCAGCUUCAAACCGGAGGAGCUGGACCCAGAGGCAAAGGAAAACUUAACUGACAAUUUCCGCCCGCUGAGUCAAAAUACAUGCUAUGAAGCAGACAUGGAAUGCACAACGCCACAUCCUGUAGUUUACUAUGAGUCUAAAAACUUCAGUUUUAACAAUAAAAGCCUGGAGUUUACCUCUGUUGCUUCAGAACUCCCACAUGUUCAACACUCCAAGUCAAUGAUGGAAUUCACGGAAGUUAUUCGUGGACCGGUGUUCAGCAAUGAAAACCUGUCAAGACAUUAUGAAUCCAUGGAAUUUACUCAGCAUGUCAAUGGUCAAUUAGCAGUCAAGGACUCUGAGUUCUUCGAUGAGAAUGAAUACACAUUUUCUCAACCAAUGCCAAAAGCUGAUAUUUUCAACCUUCUUAGCAGUGGUACUUCUCUGUCAGCUGCUGAAGCUGUAGGGCAGGUGAACUCAAUUUUUGGCCAUCAGAAUAAUGUAGCAGACCUCAAUGAAUCUGCAGAUAUGAGUUUUGGUGUUACUGGAGUCAUUUCACAGCCUUUGAUUGAGUGCUUGAAGAGUAUCGAUGACUCAGAAGGAGUGAAGGAUGAUACUCAGAGUAACUGCUCGAGUGAGCCACCCAAUUGUAAUCCUAGGACAGAGUGUAGCAAUGCUGAAGAAAGUGAAAUGGAAUUAACAGAGGCAAUCCCUUUCUCUAAUCAAGAAAAUGGAGCUCAAUCUGUGACAGAUAGCCUGGACGUGAUAAAAAAAACAAUUUUUGAUAAUUUCAAAACAAAACCAACAGAUGACAUUCUAUCAUUUUUGAGGAAAAAAGUUUCCGGACCAUCGAAAGUCAACCAUAGCUCAGAUCAUGAAGCCUCAGACACCGUGCAUGAACAACAAGCUAAUAGGAGUAACCAUGCAAACUCUCAAGGCAAUUUGUCUGUUUCCAAGAGUCAAACAAUGGAAAUUACAACUGCGCUCGCAAAUAAUAUCCGAGGAGAUUCGGCUAUUGAUGAGUUUGUAUCCAAAGCUUCGCUUGAAUUUGAAAGCGCUGUUAAUCAUGAUAGCGAAGUAUCAGUAUUGAAAAACAGCUCGAUGGAACGGACAAAAGGUGUUUCAAAUGAUGUCAGGUCGACCAACAGUAAAACAUCUUUUUCCAAUAUUAGCUGCAUCCCUGCAACUGAUGGUGACAACAGUCACAUCAAUGAUAGAAAAAGUUUCAAUAAACUAGUGUCUGACACUGUGGAUUUUGAUGCUUCCAAUGUCAUUACAUCAACCCAAGAGUGCAAGACAUCUGCAGUCAUCAACUCAGAAGAAGAAAUUACUUUCUUGAAGAAAGAUCGCAAAUCCUCAAUUAACAAGAACUUGACAGAAUGUUCAGAGCGCAAAUCAGGUAGAGUCUUUGACUCGAUGGAUUAUGCAGCAAACUUUGCUACAUCCAAUCAGGAAAGAAAUCCCUCUGAUAUCAUUCAUACAAAGUAUCUUGUCAAUGAAGAAGCAUUAGCCAUUACUGCUGCUGAUUUUAAUGAAACUGAGAUUGUUACCUCAACUCAAAAGUCAAGGCUUUCUCAAAAUAUACCUGUUACUUCUAAUGGAAGAAAAAGUUUAAGUGUAGAAUCAUUUCUCGGUCUUCCAAAAACACCGGUCAGCAUGAACUUUGGAAUGAAAGAGAAUUUUGCCUUGGAUGAAGUGCAGGAUCUCAUGUCUAACGGCAAGGGCGCCUCAUCUCAGCCUGAAAGUAAUGAUGUUGAACUGCAUCAUUCGAAUAGCUCUGCCUCCUCUCAAGAUCCUGCCAUUGUACAACAACCAGAAUUUGUAAACCUAAGUAAGGAAGAGAAAAAUUCUAUAAUCAAUAAUGACAGUUUCAUUGGCAGUCAACCCAUGGAAUUCACAAAUGUGCAUGCCUUUGGAAGAGUAAAUUUAGAACUUGGCUCUCAUAAUACUGAUGGUCAAGAAAUGGAUUUCACGCAUAUUCGUACCUCUAGUGAAAAGACAACAUUUGAAAGCAACUCUCAGAGCCUGCCCGGAAGUCAAGAAAUCAAAUUCGUUGGUGUGCAACCGUUCGAAAGGGAUGAUAUUGAAGGAAAUCCUCAAAUUUUUGUUACAGAUUAUACCAUGAACUCUACAAAUACACACACUGGAGAAAGAGAAAUGUCACACUCCAGAUCUCAAAACACUUCCAGUAGUCGAACAAUGGAAUCAAACAAUGCUCUCAUCACUGAUAAUGCCUGCUCUGCAGACAUUUCUGCAAUGGAGUUUACAGAUGUGCAUGUAUAUCAGUGUGGGACUAACACUGAGCCCUGUUUGGAAAAUUUUUCCACACAGCAGGAAAAACUAUCUCAAUCCAUUCCUCAAGAAAUUUCCGAAAAUCCAAAUAGUUCCUGUGCCUUCAACAAAAGUCUUGAAGCUAAUGUGCCUUCUCUGGAAGAUCAAUCUGACAGAGCUGUUAACGUACGCAGUAUGUAUGAUAAUGAAGAUCAUGAAGGAAGACAUAAAGAAAAUUUAUUGAACCAGCCACCAGAGACAAUGAGCACUAAUAAUUUUGAGCCAAGCAUGACGACAGGUGAGGAGGACGGUGAUUUUUUGGAUGCCUCUGUUAGAGCCACGAACGAGAAAAAGAGACAGAAAAGCAGGAGAUCUGAAUUGUUUGUCCCAAUGCAGAAAUCCUUUUUGCAUAAUGAGAUGAGUCUUAUUGAAGAGUCUGAAACGGUUGGCAGUUCUGAGUCCUUUGCCUGUGAUACAAUUUCAAGUGGCAAAUUUUCACAAUCUUUUCAACAUACGGAGCGUACAAUGCGAAGUGAGGCCCUCCCAACGCCAAAACCUGCAAGUGUUUUUAAUGCUGUUUUUCCCAAAUCCAACCCUGAUCUGCAAAGCUCCAAGUUCGACUGUGGCUACAAAAUUAAUGAAUCUCAAAUGUUUACAAAAUCUAUGAUGGAACAAACCUCAGAAGAUGAAUUUGAUAUCUCUCAGUCAGUGAAGUCGAAAUUUGAAUCAGAAGCUUAUGACCCACUCAACAGUUUGUUUGUUUCCAAAUCUUACGAAUCUUUUUCUCAUAAAGUUAUCUCCAAUCACCUGAUUGCUUCAGUGGGCACUGCUAAAGAUGAAGGAGUCUUGUCCCCUUUUGAUAUAACAGAAAAAAAAGUAUCUCAGUCUGCAGAACUUCAGACUCAGAAUACUAAUGAAGAUACACAAACAUUCAGUCGAUUAAUGAAGUCUGUUGUCGAAGAUUCUGCUAAGAGGACAGAUUUGUUCAAGCCAGGAAACUGUUCAAUGGUACCAAACGUUUUUAACGAAUCUCAGUUUACACUUCCAGUCGAAAAUAUUCCUCGUAGCAUAUUUCUAAGUGAUGAAAUCGAAUGUCCGCCAUUAAGUGAGUUAAGCGAAGUCAGAAUUGCCUCCAACAACUUGGAAAAUUGCUUUGAGAGCCAUGAAGUAACUCAUUCGAACAAGCAUACAGUUUUGGAAAAUGAGCAAUCUCAAAUGACUGAUAGCGGAUCAGGGGAGGCAAUCAUUUCUGAUGUUUUAGAUAAACAAUCUCCAUUGUCCAAUACCCCUGAAGUUGCAGGUGAGGAGUCCUCAUCCGACAAUAAUGAGUUGGUAGCCAGCAUGGAAAAUCAGUACAAGCAGCAAAAUUUAAGUGCUAAUAAUGAGGAAUUCUUAAGUAAUGACAUUGAAAAUCAUCCCUUUGAAGCUGACGUUAGUACCCAUAAGAUUUGCGAUGAAUCCUAUCCUGUAGCAGAGUUCACAAUUAAUGAGGAUCUACUGAAAAACAUUACUGUCAGCCGCUCAAAACCGAGGAAAGAUAUUCGGAAAAGUAGGUGUCUUGUAGACCUUGACAACAGUAUUACUCGACAGUAUGAGAAAGAUGUAAAAAAAGUUAAGAUUUCUGAUGAGUCGUGCAAUAUCACAGGCAUUGGAAAACUACCAGACUUUUCGAUUAAUUCGGUAGUGAGUCCUCCAUUGGGAAAGACAAUGCCAGUCCAACAAGAAGCCAUGGAUAUAUCAGCAAAUAAGAUCCAGGUUGAUGAAACUAUCCUCAAUCACCAAAUUGAUAGGGAUUUGGAAAUUGAUGUCCCUGCAGUUAUCUCCAAAAAUAUCCCAGAGAGCAUCGCAUCCCAGCGUAGUCCGCUGCCAAUAUUAGGCAUUAAGCCUGAAACAGAGCAGUUGAUCAAAACUCCAAAAUCAAUUCUCAAGAAGAAACAGACAGAAAAUAUUCCCACCAAUACCUCUGCACCAAACAGUGAUGCUAAAAAGGUCUACCUGCAGGAAUGUUCCGGUCCAAAGAAACGAGGUUUUGUGAAAAACGCAGCUCGAUUAUACGAAAGCUUUGUUGCCACUGAAAGUUCCCCUAAAGUUGAUCUCAACCAUUGCAAGCAGGAACUUGAUGGCAAAUAUGUUAAAGGGCAGAAACCCCUCUUGAAAAGGUUCCUUGACACUACAGCAUCAAAUGCUAAUGCUAUAGCCCAGUCAGAUGUGGAACCAGUAAAUGAUGACUUCACUGCUAAAGUUGUGACAUGUGAGUCCCCUAAGUAUGUAUCGUUUUCACCAGAAGAAGGCUUUGAAAAAUCUGACUACACUCCCAUGGCUAGCUCCAAUACAUCCAUGAUCUGCAAUAAUAGGAGUUUUGUGUCGCCCAUCUUCAAAACACCGAAGAGCAAAUCUAAGUCUGAGAGGAAGGUCGAGGAGUCGCCGAUGACCCCCAAGUCUCCAGCAAGGAAACGAUUAAGGCUUCCUUUUGAGUCAACACCCAUCAAAAAUACCAUUGGCAAGCAAGCAGGUGUGGUGGACAUAAAUGAUUUGGAAGAUGAUUAUCCUCAGUCUGAUAUUGUGGAUGCCAACAUUCACAGUCCAGAGUCUUUAUCUGAAAGCGACAUUCCUGAAAAUUACUGUUCUGACUUUGUGGAGCGAUUUGAAGCGGAAACAAGACCGACAAGAAUGUAUUGGAAAGUUAUCGAAGCAACAGACAGUUUGUGGUCUUUCGAAUUUUUGGAUGGCCAACUGAGAUUAACCAUUCAUUUCAAACCAGCCGCUGCCAACUGCCUAGCUCCUGUUAAAGAAAUUGCAUUUGAUUCUGUCAUGCCUGAUGCUGAGCCUAAACAGGUUAUAGGACAGAACAUUAUUUUAGAGAGGUACCCACUUGCCAGACUUGAGGGUCUCUGUAGAAAUGCAAGUAAUGUUUUUGAUGUACUGCACAUGAUUGCUAAUGAUGUAAUUUUUGCUAAGAAAGUCAUGUUUAGUCUUGAUGGAAUGAUCACAGCAAAAUUUUCAUAUGAUAGUGUCACGUUUGACUUCAUUAUUAUGCGGCCAAACCAUCUAGCAGAAAUUACAGUGGAUUUAAGUUCAUGGCAGAGCGUGUCCUCUUCCUCGGUUUCUGUUAAAAAUUUAAUUGGAACAAUAAGGGAACAAAAGAUCAGAAGUCUCUUCGAGGAGUGUGAGAAAGAUGAAGACUGUAUUCGACAAUUCUGGCUCAAGUGUCAACAGUAUAUGAGCAGUCAAUGGUUUACAGCCCCCAAAAUAUGGUAGAUUCGCGUAAAUUAUGCAAUUGCAAAAAAAUACCAAAAAAAAUCCGGACUGUAAAUGAUAAAUUCCUUCUUUAUAUUUGAUUUCAAUAGAUUAAUUUAGUGGCUUCAUGAUUUUAUGCAUAUUGCUGCUGUUCCAUAGUUCCAGUGUAAACAGUUACAUAAUCUCAUUACAUUUAUGCCAAGGUGAUCAAAGUGUUUCUUUCAGUCAAAAUUUCUCAUAUUUAAGGGAUUAUGAGUUGAUUUAUAAAUUAUUAAUGUCGAAUUCGGAAGGAGCUGACAUAAUAAAUACUCGGUAGUGUUUAGACUAGAGAUAAUGUUUUACUUUUCAUAUUUUGACCAUUGAACAUCUAUUUAUUAAUAUGCAGAAUAUCAAGAAUGAUGUAGCCACUGAAUCAGUCAAUACAAGUUCCUUUCCAUUCUCUUUUAGUGGAGACAUGAAAGUCUUAAUUUUUUAACAUAAGAAACACAGAGGCCACCUCACUAUCUAGGACUACCAUAUGUGUCAUUACAACCCUUAAGCUAAAUCAAGACCAAUCCACACAGGUCAGUCAUUCCCAUGGACGAGUUUUGGUACUCUACUGCGCAGUGACUUAGUAUUGAGUGCUUGCAAUGUAUUUCUUAUGGGAGCACCCAUUGUGAUGUAGUAUUGAGUGCAGCCGAGUUAGGGCCGGGCGGGGAAGUAGCUCUCAAAAAGAUGCGCAAUGACUGACCUGUGUGGAUUGGUCUUGAACUAAAUUAUUGUGUUUAGUUUUACAUUCUUAAGCGCUUAGCCGCUUUCUGAUUUUGGGUGCCUCACUCCUAAGUGCUGAGCUAACAGUCAGCCCACAUUCAUUCAAGUGUAACAAAUGGACAUGAUACCAGUUGAGCAGACCAACAAGAAUAUAGGCAGAAUCGACAUAGUUUCAAAGUUCUUGCCGAGGCUGAGAUGGAAGUACCGGAAGCGUUCUGUUUUUGUCGAUUUUGGGUGCUUGAAUAAAGGAAGAGUGUACCUCUCUUUCUUUUAACUGGCGUGAAAAAAUCUGAUUUCCUCAGGAUCCAAAAAUGAUUCAGAAAUCUUAUGCUAAACCUUGCAAAAAAUGUAAUCAUUGUCACAGAAUUCCUCCAAAGAACUUACGUAAUUUUGUAAAUAGUAUUAUAACUUACUUGGAGGCAACAUUCAAAAUUAUAAAAGUUUCUUUUCGUACUUACAUCAGCUGUUUUGUUGUUUGAAUUUGCAAAAAGGGCUGCUCAUUGAAAUGUAAAGUUCUAAGGGAGAGAUAGGGGUUGAGGAGUAGAUCACACCAUUUUUUAAUUAUGUAUUAAAAGAUAGGAUCUUGCAUCACAAAAGCAUCGCGUCGAAAAAUUCGAAAUUCAGCAAUUCGUAUUUUAUGAACAGCCCCUUAAGGUCCAAUUGUGGAAAUAAAUUGAAUUUGUUUCCCCCCACAAUGAAGAUGGUAUAGUUUUAAAUAAUCUUGUUUGUAACAAUUCUUAUAGGGCCAGAGAAAUAUCCCCUAUGACAUAGUGGGAAAAUACCUGCAACUUCUCUCAAAUGACCAAAGAAACACCAUCAUUAAAUUUCUGGGACUUCUACUUAAGCAAUCAGUCAUAGAAAAAAGUGCUGAUUUCCAGAGUUCCGAAGACCAGAUAAAAUUUUUCCCCUUCCCCCUAAAAUUUUAGGAGCCACUUUGAAAGGGAAGCCCAAUUUUUCACAGCCAUCUUCGUUUUUUAGUAACCGAUCAACUUGUUGCAUACGCUGUUUUGCUCUGCAUGUCUGUAUCGUUCUUGAAUCUUCUUGUUUUUGUGCUGUGCAACCACACCGUAAACGUUGCGUUGAGAGUGGUCCUGCUGAUUUGCGAUUGCAAGUUUGAUAACAUCAACGGGGUGUGUCAACUUUUCUAGACCCCAAAGGUGUAGGUGUAGGACCCCCAAUAUGUAGGUGCAUAGCCCCAAGGGAAGGCAGAACUCUGCUGAUCCUCUUUGUAAAUAUGUAUCAACUGUGAAUUUCUUGCAGGUUUUUAUUGAGAGACACUGUUACCCUUAUCCCCUUUCCCAUUGUAGAUCCAAAAUUUAGAAGUCCUUCAAAAACUUCCCCUUGAGAUUAAUGGAGAUUGUAUUAUCAUCGAUGGCAAAGAGAGAGUUUAAAAAGGUGAGAACAAGACCCCUUUAAGGAUACCUAACAUUUUGAAAUUCAUGUUUUUAAAGUAAUAUACAUAAUUUUUCCCCAAGAUCUUAAUCUUUCUACUAUGAAUCCACACUCAAAUCUAGUUUUUAAGUCUUCUCUAAGUAAUUUCGAUCACAUUAUAAGAUCCUUGUGUCGGAAUCUUUUUACUGCAUAGAAUAUUUUCUACUGUAGUUGUAUUUUUCUUUUAAUUCUUCAUGUAAACACUGUCGUUUUGCCUAUAAACAUAAAUAUGUUUCCAAUUCUA